This is a messenger RNA of Odocoileus virginianus texanus, 2262 nucleotides long. The record is from RefSeq and is a predicted model, not a curated record. Lineage: Eukaryota; Metazoa; Chordata; Mammalia; Artiodactyla; Cervidae.
CAUCGUGGUCAGCGGCCUGGAGGACGCGGCCGCCGUGGAUUUCCAGUUCUCCAAGGGAGCCGUGUAUUGGACAGAUGUGAGUGAGGAGGCCAUCAAGCAGACCUACCUGAACCAGACGGGCGCCGCUGUGCAGAACGUGGUCAUCUCCGGCCUGGUGUCGCCCGACGGUCUGGCCUGCGACUGGGUCGGCAAGAAGCUGUACUGGACGGACUCGGAGACCAACCGCAUCGAGGUGGCCAACCUCAAUGGGACGUCCCGGAAGGUCCUAUUCUGGCAGGACCUUGACCAGCCGCGGGCCAUCGCCUUGGACCCCGCGCACGGGUAUAUGUACUGGACAGACUGGGGAGAGACGCCUCGGAUCGAGCGGGCAGGGAUGGAUGGCAGCACCCGGAAGAUCAUCGUGGACUCGGACAUUUACUGGCCCAACGGGCUGACCAUCGACCUGGAGGAGCAGAAGCUGUACUGGGCCGACGCCAAGCUCAGCUUCAUCCACCGCGCCAACCUGGAUGGCUCCUUCCGGCAGAAGGUCGUGGAGGGCAGUCUGACACACCCCUUUGCCCUGACGCUCUCCGGAGACACCCUGUACUGGACGGACUGGCAGACCCGCUCCAUCCACGCCUGUAACAAGAGGACUGGAGACAAGAGGAAGGAGAUCCUUAGCGCUCUCUACUCGCCCAUGGAUAUUCAAGUGCUCAGCCCUGAGCGGCAGCCUUAUUAUCACACGCGGUGUGAGGAGGCCAACGGCGGCUGCUCCCAUCUGUGCCUGCUGUCCCCAAGGGAGCCCUUCUACGCCUGCGCCUGCCCCACGGGCGUGCAGCUUCAGGACGACGGCCAGACGUGCAAGGCAGGGGCGGAGGAGGUGCUGCUGCUGGCCCGGCGGACGGACCUGCGGAGGAUCUCGCUGGACACGCCGGACUUCACGGACAUCGUGCUGCAGGUGGACGACAUCCGGCACGCCAUCGCCAUCGACUACGACCCGCUGGAGGGCUAUGUCUACUGGACGGACGACGAGGUGCGGGCCAUCCGCAGGGCGUACCUGGACGGGUCGGGGGCGCAGACGCUGGUCAACACCGAGAUCAAUGACCCUGACGGCAUCGCGGUCGACUGGGUGGCCCGCAACCUCUACUGGACCGACACCGGCACCGACCGCAUCGAGGUGACGCGCCUCAACGGCACCUCCCGCAAGAUCCUGGUGUCCGAGGACCUGGACGAGCCCCGCGCCAUUGUGCUGCACCCCGUGAUGGGCCUCAUGUACUGGACAGACUGGGGGGAAAACCCCAAAAUCGAGUGCGCCAACCUGGACGGGCAGGAGCGGCAUGUUCUGGUCAAUACCUCUCUGGGCUGGCCCAAUGGCCUGGCGCUCGACCUGCAGGAGGGCAAGCUCUACUGGGGAGAUGCCAAGACGGACAAAAUCGAGGUGAUCAAUGUCGACGGGACGAAGCGGCGGACGCUUCUGGAGGACAAGCUCCCGCACAUUUUCGGGUUCACGCUGCUGGGGGACUUCAUCUACUGGACCGACUGGCAGCGGCGUAGCAUCGAGCGUGUGCACAAGGUGAAGGCCAGCAGGGACGUCAUCAUCGACCAGCUGCCUGACCUGAUGGGGCUCAAGGCCGUGAAUGUGGCCAAGGUCGUCGGAACCAACCCGUGUGCGGAUGGGAACGGGGGCGCAGCCAUCUGUGCUUCUUCACGCCCCGCGCCACCAAGUGCGGCUGCCCCAUCGGCCUGGAGCUGCUGAGCGACAUGAAGACCUGCAUUGUGCCCGAGGCCUUCCUGGUGUUCACCAGCCGGGCUGCCAUCCACCGGAUCUCCCUGGACACCAACAACAACGACGUGGCCAUCCCGCUCACGGGUGUCAAGGAGGCGUCCGCCCUGGACUUCGACGUGUCCAACAAUCACAUCUACUGGACCGACGUCAGCCUGAAGACCAUCAGCCGGGCCUUCAUGAACGGGAGCUCCGUGGAGCACGUGAUUGAGUUUGGCCUUGACUACCCGGAAGGCAUGGCGGUCGACUGGAUGGGCAAGAACCUCUACUGGGCAGACACCGGGACCAACAGGAUCGAAGUGGCCCGGCUGGACGGGCAGUUCCGGCAGGUCCUCGUGUGGAGAGAUCUAGACAACCCACGGUCACUGGCCCUGGACCCCACCAGAGGCUACAUCUACUGGACUGAGUGGGGCGGCAAGCCCAGGAUCGUGCGGGCUUUCAUGGAUGGGACCAACUGCAUGACGCUGGUGGACAAGGUGGGCCGGGCCAACGACCUCACC